GGAACUCCCUCGCGAAACGCUGAUCGCCGAAUGCGCCACGGCGAAAUUCCGCUGACAAAAGCCGCGGCGAAAAACGCGUCGGAUCGGACGCGUGAAGGAGCCCCAGUUUCCAGUCCUGCGUGUGAAUCUGAUCGGCCGCUGCGGCGAGCCGCGACGCGCCGUAGCCAGUGUCAUCGUGAAAUAAGCUGCGGAGAAUCGUGGUCACGUGUGCGGACGUUGACGUCGGAGCGGCAGCGAGGGAUGCAAUUUCCCGUGUUCGCGAGUGAUAGCCGCGGCAGCACGGCUGCCGCGACCACAUAGUCUCGCGUGCACGCACGCGGACAGAACAGUAUAUCGUCAGUGCAUCGUCAUCCUCGUCGUCCUCGUCCUCGUCGCUCCGUGCGUGCGAGCCAACUACCGAGAAUGCCGGUGUGAAGUAAAGAAGAAACCAAGCGCUGCGAAAAAGAAAAAACGCUCCGCAAUUCUUGCAUGUCGUAAAUUUUACCCAUCACCCCGAGGAUACACGCAGAAACAAGGCAAAAUGGCACAAAUGGAGCAGCAAUUACCGCUUCCAAUGCCAGAUUUAAGUACCCUUCGUAUAACCACAGCCGUCUCCAUGCUCGGCAAAGCAUAUGGAUGUGGCCAAUGUAAUGCCCCCCCACCUGGACCCUCAACUAGUGGCGGUUCUGUUGGGACAGCAGGAGUAGCGGCGAGUAGUGUCGCAACUCCUAGCAAUAUGGGGCUUGUUCCCGCACAACAGGCACACACUCCUCCUCAACCUACAGAACUGCCAAUGUUUACGUGCCCUCGAAGACCAAACAUAGGACGAGAAGGUAGACCGAUCGGUUUGAGAGCUAAUCAUUUUCAAAUUAGUAUGCCACGUGGCUAUGUACAUCACUAUGACAUUAGCAUACAACCUGAUAAAUGUCCUCGGAAAGUUAAUAGAGAAAUUGUAGAAACGAUGGUUCAUGCAUAUACUAAAAUAUUUCAAUCUCGUAAGCCUGUGUUUGACGGCAGAAAUAACUUGUACACAAGGGACCCCUUGCCUAUCGGGCAUGAUAAAGUAGAAUUAGAGGUCACACUGCCUGGUGAGGGAAAAGACAGAGUUUUCCGAGUGGUAAUAAAAUGGCUGGCGCAGGUUUCGCUGUUUGCUUUAGAAGAGGCUUUAGAAGGGCGAACUAGACAAAUUCCAUAUGACGCUGUUCUCGCUUUAGAUGUUGUAAUGAGGCAUUUACCAUCUAUGACAUACACUCCAGUAGGUAGAUCGUUCUUUAGUACGCCAGAGGGGUAUUACCAUCCAUUAGGCGGAGGCAGGGAAGUGUGGUUUGGAUUCCAUCAAUCGGUGAGACCGUCGCAAUGGAAAAUGAUGUUGAAUAUCGACGUCUCUGCCACUGCCUUCUACAAAGCGCAGCCAGUUAUAGAAUUUAUGUGCGAAGUGUUGGAUAUCCGAGAUAUCAAUGAACAGAGAAAGCCGCUCACGGAUUCUCAGAGAGUGAAAUUUACCAAAGAAAUCAAGGGUCUCAAGAUUGAAAUAACUCACUGCGGAGCUAUGAAGCGAAAGUAUAGAGUGUGCAAUGUUACACGCAAACCAGCUCAAAUGCAAUCAUUUCCAUUGCAACUGGAAAAUGGACAAACAGUUGAGUGUACAGUUGCCAAAUACUUCUUAGAUAAGUACAAAAUGAAGCUGCGCCAUCCACAUCUUCCUUGCUUGCAAGUCGGCCAAGAACACAAACACACGUACUUGCCGCUCGAGGUUUGCAAUAUUGUUGCCGGACAACGCUGCAUUAAAAAGUUAACCGAUAUGCAGACCUCGACUAUGAUCAAAGCGACAGCACGUUCCGCGCCAGAUCGUGAACGGGAAAUUAACAAUCUAGUUAGAAGGGCUGACUUUAACAAUGAUUCUUAUGUACAAGAAUUUGGAUUGACUAUAUCGAAUAGUAUGAUGGAAGUCAGAGGUCGUGUACUACCUCCGCCCAAACUGCAGUAUGGAGGGCGCGUAAGUUCCCUCAGUGGACAGACGAAGCAGCAGGCGAUGCCUAAUCAAGGCGUGUGGGAUAUGCGUGGCAAGCAGUUCUUCACUGGAGUGGAGAUACGAGUGUGGGCGAUCGCUUGUUUCGCGCCUCAGAGAACAGUACGCGAAGAUGCGUUACGUUCAUUCACCACGCAACUACAGAAAAUUAGUAACGAUGCUGGCAUGCCCAUCAUUGGACAACCAUGUUUUUGUAAAUAUGCCACUGGACCAGAUCAAGUCGAACCCAUGUUUCGAUACUUGAAGUCGACUUUCUCGCAGUUGCAGCUAGUUUGUGUUGUAUUACCAGGCAAAACUCCUGUAUAUGCUGAAGUGAAAAGAGUAGGAGACACAUUAUUGGGCAUGGCAACUCAGUGUGUACAAGCGAAAAAUGUCAAUAAGACAUCGCCGCAAACAUUAUCCAAUCUCUGUCUUAAAAUAAAUGUCAAAUUAGGAGGCAUCAAUAGCAUUCUAGUACCUAGCAUAAGACCAAAAGUGUUUAAUGAGCCGGUCAUAUUUCUUGGAGCUGACGUGACCCAUCCGCCGGCGGGAGACAACAAGAAACCCAGUAUAGCUGCUGUAGUUGGCAGCAUGGAUGCCCAUCCAUCUCGGUAUGCAGCGACUGUUAGGGUUCAGCAGCAUAGACAAGAGAUUAUCCAGGAACUCAGUUCGAUGGUUAGGGAAUUGCUUAUAAUGUUUUACAAGAGUACAGGCGGAUAUAAGCCGCAUAGAAUAAUUCUGUACCGCGACGGCGUCUCUGAAGGCCAAUUCCUCACCGUUCUGCAGCACGAAUUGACUGCCAUUCGUGAGGCGUGUCUCAAGCUCGAGAUCGAUUACAGACCCGGCAUAACGUUUAUCGUGGUGCAGAAGAGACACCACACGCGUCUGUUCUGCGCGGACAAAAAGGAGCAAAGCGGUAAAAGCGGAAAUAUUCCGGCGGGUACGACAGUCGACGUAUGCAUAACUCAUCCGACGGAAUUCGACUUUUAUCUCUGCAGUCACCAGGGUAUUCAGGGUACAUCGAGACCGUCGCAUUAUCAUGUUCUCUGGGACGAUAAUCACUUCGAAAGUGACGAGUUGCAGUGUCUUACGUACCAAUUAUGUCACACUUAUGUCCGAUGCACGAGAUCCGUUAGUAUACCAGCGCCGGCGUACUACGCUCAUCUCGUAGCAUUCCGGGCUAGAUAUCACCUGGUUGAGAAAGAGCACGAUAGCGGGGAAGGAUCUCAUCAGUCAGGUUGCAGUGAGGAUAGGACACCGGGUGCGAUGGCGCGGGCAAUCACGGUUCACGCCGACACGAAGCGAGUUAUGUACUUCGCAUAAUUCUUUUCUCGUGUGAAGUUGAAGCGUCAUUCGGAUCGGUGUUGUUAUCUCUAUGAAGAAAUGACUGUAUAUAAUUGCAACUCCGUGACACAGAUGUGAGAAGCUUCAUCAGGCAGCCGGGACCGCAGCACGUUGCGUCACAAAUUCUUUAACAGUUAGGACAAUUUAACUGAUCAAUUUUCUUGCGUACCUUCUUCCUUUUUUUUUCCUUCUUUUUUCCUUUUCUUCACCUCCCCCCCCCUUUUUUUAUCGUAAAUCUAUACGAUACUUUUCUGUAUGCAUGGCACUGUAUGUUUUAUUUACAUCUGUACAGAAGAAGCGAAUUUUCGAUUGAUUUUUUUUGAACUUGUAGAGUAAGUUUUUACGAGAGGUGCUUUUUAAUGCAGUUUAUAAAUCAGAUUAAGAAUGUUUUGCACGUUUGGGUGAGAAAGUUAUCUGCGGUCGAAGUAGUUGGAAAAUAAGCUAAACGAGUUCUUUCUUUGUAAAAAAAAAAAAUUAUGCUUGGUAAGAUUAAGAAGAGAAUUUCGACUUCUCUUAAAUUAACUAACAAACUAAACACAAGUUUCUGUUGUAUUACUAGAAUACAAUAGCACUUUUUGACUUAAUGGUUACUCGACGAAAUUUGUGUAGCAUAUUACGCUUAUUUUUUUAGGGAACGAAUUUUCCCUAGCAUUUGUAUGGAAAGAAAACUAUGGGACAAAGAAAUGAAAUGACCUGGAAAAACAUGAAUUAUAUAAAUCGCUAUUUGCGAGACUGUUAUCUUGUUGCAUGUAUGUAUAGCUUUCAUUUCGCGAGGAGUGAAACUCCAUUCUGUAAAUUCUGUAAAUUUUAGGCUCUAAUUGUGCUGAAGUGAUUGGCAGAAAAAAGUAAAUAUCGAUUGAUAGUAAUGAUUGUAAUAUCUUUAGAAUUGCGAAUCAUGUCACGUCAUAUCCGUUGAAUUACGCCAAAAGAAUAAUGUCGAGAAAUAACGCUAUCUUUUAUAUAACGCACUUUUAACCAGUUCGAAAAUUUCAUGAGAUCAUUUUGAAGUAAUCCUGAAGUAUUCUUGAAAACCGCUGAAACAACACCAACCUCGUGUGUACACUUCGGCUGAGCAAAGCGUAGUAGAUAAGAACCGUACAUAAUCUUCGUACAUAAAGACAGCUAUGUGUAGUAGAAGUAAUCGAGGAGUGUUAUGUAGGGCACGCGCGUUAUUUAUAUAAUGACUUCCAACAUGAUUUAAAAAUGGCUAGUGUCCAUUUGAGAGAAAUCCUGUAAAAAACAUGGCUUUCGACAGUCAUAUUUUGACUAACCAAUAUGAUGACGUAUCCAUAGAAAAGUCCUGGUGUUACUUUCUUAUUCUUAUAUUAUUACUCUCUUUAAUUCUGAAAAACUCCCAGAUAGACACUAAGCUUUAGGAUCCAAAUUUAGCGUAGGUAAUUAAAUUAACUAUCGUUAUUUUACUGUUGCUAAUCGUUAGGAUGUACAUUUUAUUCGUCUCACUUUAAUUUGUCAUUAGACCGUUAUCGUCUGCAUGUUGCACAGCUCAUAAUCUAUGCUUACGUCAACUAUUAAUAAUGAGCAUUAAUAAUGAGCACAUUGCUGAACUAGGGAUACAACCUUGCCGAAGUAACUUUAUCUGUGUUAAAUGCCCCUUAAACCGUGGUGACCCUGGUGGUCGGAAGUCUAUUAAGAGAAAAAAAUAAAAAAAGAUCUGUUUUAAAUAUGUCACACGAGAAUGCCGGGGAUGAAAGUAAACGGAUAUCCGUGUCUGGUGUCCGAGAUAAGCCGGGAUAUUAUCUUACUCACAAUCAGAUCAAAGAUGGCUAUGAAAUAAGAAUAUCGAAUUCACGUGGCGUUAAAUACGGGCAGAGGACACAAGGCCUCGUCAGAGUAUGCAAAGAACUAUAUGAGGUAAAUCGAACGUUCGCAUUGAUAUAAUGCGGAAUUAUCCGAACGUCAAAGCUUCAUCAAUUAUGCUUUAACAGUGAAGUAAAGAUUAGUUGUAAGAUUAGUUGUAGGAGUAUUAUAAGAGUAAGAUUUUUUUAUUAGUUUUUAAUGAAGUAAUUGUUUUUGCUUGAUAAUGCCAAACUUUAGAAGUUUUGUAUUUUUACUCUAAUAAUCGCGACUCUUGUGCAAAUCUAUGUCGUCUGUUGGCACAAUAAUUCUAGUAAUGCUAAGCAAGCCUUCGAAGCAACAUAUAUAAUCCAGUCUAUGGAUAGGAUCGUAUAUUAAUAGAAUCCUUGUUCUAUUAAUAUACGAAUAGAAAUCGUAUAUACUAACAAUUAUGUAUCAAUUGUCACGUUAAAUUAUUGGGUAUUAUUAGAAUCAUUAAUAUAUCAAGAUCUCUUUUUUUUCCUACAAUUAUGCAAGCGUUAUUCUCGUAAGAAUCGAAUUCCUGUGUUCCAAUCAAGUCACGAUCCACAUUUGUAAAUCAGUAUUAAUAAUAACGAUGUUUACUCUGAGAGAGAGAAA
Messenger RNA from Wasmannia auropunctata (little fire ant), 5764 nucleotides. RefSeq names its product protein argonaute-2 (gene AGO1). NCBI's taxonomy places the organism in Eukaryota, Metazoa, Arthropoda, Insecta, Hymenoptera, Formicidae. The transcript has 14 exons. The coding region runs from base 521 to 3310 and encodes 929 amino acids. The record is from RefSeq and is a predicted model, not a curated record. Gene Ontology annotation, molecular function: RNA binding; protein binding.